Molecule: messenger RNA, 515 nt
Organism: Staurois parvus
Lineage: Eukaryota; Metazoa; Chordata; Amphibia; Anura; Ranidae
Source: the annotation of a GenBank genome assembly
AGUCUUGCACAGUUGUACCGGCUCCUCCCCUUCAGUCUUGCACAGGUGUACCGGCUCCUCCCCUUUAGUCUUGCACAGGUGUACCGGCUCCUCCCCUUCAGUCUUGCACAGGUGUACCGGCUCCUCCCCUUCAGUCUUGCACAGGUGUACUGGCUCCUCCCCUUCUGUCUUGCACAGGUGUACCGGCUCCUCCCCUUCUGUCUUGCACAGGUGUACCGACUCCUCCCUUUCAGUCUUGCACAGGUGUACGGGCUCCUCUCCUGGACUGAAACAGCUUACUCUGAUUUCACUGCACACUGUGAGCAUCUCACCAUGUGCAUUAGAAGCUGCAGUAGGUCAUAUAGAGCUCCACCGCCUUUCCUGCCUGGAGGACAUAUAGCAUCAUCUAGCCACAGGUGUCAAUCUGGCGGCCCUGCAUUACCUAGGACAGUCUGCAUGCAAAUGACUUCUGCUUAGGAACGCCCACUUCUCCAAACUGUCAUCAAGACAUUUUGAUGUUUGCAUAACUCCUCCCA